Rotaria sp. Silwood1 is the source of this 1254-nucleotide messenger RNA. The record is from the annotation of a GenBank genome assembly. Lineage: Eukaryota; Metazoa; Rotifera; Eurotatoria; Philodinida; Philodinidae.
AUGACACAUAUGAUCACUCAAUAUCGUCAUCAUGUUUCAUUUUAUAAAGCAUCUAUUUUAACAUCUGAUUAUUUAUGUAUAAAUGUUCUUCCUCAAAUUGGUUCUCAUGUUCGAUCAUUAGUCAUUGAUCGCAAUUAUUCUUGUUUACAAGAUGAAUUAUUCAUCGAACAUUUUGGAAAAAAAAUGUCAAUCAUAUUUCCUAAAUUAGAAAGAAUUAGUCUUACUUAUUAUGAGCAUGCUAGAUUACUUACUUUUCUUGAUGUGUUACAUGAUUUGAAUCAUUUGAUUGAGAUUCGUUUAUAUGAUCUUUUGGAUAUUCAAACUUGGCAUCAAGCAACACUUGUUCGAUCACUAUAAGAACAACAAUUUCCAGUACACCAUCUUCCAAAGUUACCUCGGCUGAUUCAAGUCUUUUUGUUUGAAUCAAUACCAUCUGAUCUCAAUCUUUUUUCAUUUAUUCUUAAUGCUGCACCUAAUCUUUUUCGUUUGGAUUUACCUUUUAAUUGCUUAUGGAAAUUACUUGAAGAUCAACAAACACAUUAUCUUCUUGGUCAAAGAAUUACUUCACUUAACAUCUACAAAAAUGCAACAGAGACGUCAAUAAUAACAGCCAACGAAGAACACAUACCUAUCAUUGCUUCUGUAUUUCCUCGAGUUCGUGAUUUGUAUGUUGAUGUGACGCAUUUAACAAGUAGUACAACAAUGAUCUCGAACGGAAAUACUCUAGAACAUACUGUAGUAGAAAACAUACCCAUGGAAUCAAUUCAACAGAAACAUGAAGUUGUGUCAUCAUUAUCAAGUGAAUCGAUGCUGUUAUAUUAUCUUAAUGAACUUCUUAUUCAUUUACUUUCCUUACCUUGUUUAUCUUCAAUAGCCAUCGAUUGUAUAGAUAAUGUUGAAAAUAAAAACGAUAUUUAUCGUCAAAUAUUUCGUUUACCUGUAUUAAAAUAUUGUAAAAUAUCAUUGAACAAACCUUUUAAUCUUAUUUUACUACUUAUUGCAACGACCGAAUUCAGUCCUAUUGGAUAUCUUGUUAUUACAAAUUUAUUGCGAUUCAAUGAAUUGAAUGAUCUUUUAUCAUAUGUUGCUGAACUUCAUCGUUUAUCAAUUCAUCUUUCGAAUAAAUCUUCUGAAAAAUAUGAUGAACAAUAUUCAAUUCACUUUAAUCAUUUGACACAUGUUUUUUUUUUUAAUAUAAAACGUACAGUCAGUGUACUUAAUAAUGACAGGAAAUUUUUCACUUGUCUUGUUUGA